Hipposideros armiger (great roundleaf bat) is the source of this 495-nucleotide messenger RNA. Its product is annotated as protein S100-A15A. Gene Ontology annotation, molecular function: calcium-dependent protein binding; transition metal ion binding; chemoattractant activity. Gene Ontology annotation, biological process: endothelial cell migration. The transcript has 3 exons. The record is from RefSeq and is a predicted model, not a curated record. Bases 151 to 474 code for a protein of 107 amino acids. Lineage: Eukaryota; Metazoa; Chordata; Mammalia; Chiroptera; Hipposideridae. Gene Ontology annotation, cellular component: cytoplasm; extracellular exosome.
GCUGGGGAGUCUCUGGGAUAAUCCGCAGGCCGGGACUGCUUUUGGAGCAACCUCUGCCCGAAGCGACAGCGCCUCCACUGUCCCCAGCUGCUCCAACCCCGGCAUCUCCAGAGUUGCCCCCUCUCCUGGGCCCGGGGCCCAGCCGCCACGAUGGACACGCCAGUGGAAGAAUCCCUCUUCCAACUCAUUCACUGCUACCACCAGUAUGCGGCCCGCGAGGGGGACGUGGAGACCCUGUCUCUGGAGGAGCUGAAGGCCCUGCUCAUGGACAAUGUGCCCCGUUUCAUGGAGAGCUUGGGCCGGAAGGAGCCAUACUUCAUUGCCGAGCUGUUCCGGGCCGCAGACAAGGACAAGGACAACCAGCUUUGCUUUGACGAGUUCCUCUACGUCCUGGGCCGGCUACUGAGGGACUACCAUCUACAGUACCACCGGCAGCUGUGUGCCCAUUACUGCGCCCAGCACAGCCUGUACUAGAGGCAGCGCCGGCAGCCUCCC